Molecule: messenger RNA, 1755 nt
Organism: Ophidiomyces ophidiicola
Lineage: Eukaryota; Fungi; Ascomycota; Eurotiomycetes; Onygenales; Onygenaceae
Exons: 3
Coding region: 1-1755 (584 amino acids)
Molecular function (GO): magnesium ion binding; thiamine pyrophosphate binding; carboxy-lyase activity
Source: RefSeq, a predicted model, not a curated record
AUGGUAAAAGAAAAUCAGAUUGCCGUUGGCGAGUAUCUUUUCCGCCGUUUGCACCAGCUCGGCAUUCGCCAUGUCGUUGGAGUACCGGGUGACUUCAAUCUCAACCUUCUCGAUCACAUAUACAAUGUUCCUGAUAUGAGAUGGGUGGGCACCUGCAACGAACUUAACGCUGCCUACGCUGCCGAUGGUUAUGCGCGCACUCGGGGUAUUCCAGGCGCGGUUGUGACUACUUAUGGGGUGGGAGAGCUGAGUGCCAUCAAUGGUAUCGCAGGGGCGUUUAGCGAAUAUGUUCCGGUGAUCCAUAUCGUGGGAAAUACUUCCCGGUUUAUGCAGCAGAAUCACGUCAGAAUACACCAUACUUUAUGGAUGGACAACUGGGAUCAAACAACCUAUCAAAAAAUGAGCGAGCCAGUACGAAGUGACGCCGCAUUUCUCACUGAUCCGGCAGCUGCUCCUGCGCAAAUCGAUCGUGUGAUAGAGACUUGUGUCAAGACGCGGUUACCGGUCUACCUUUUCAUUCCAGUUGAAGUUCCCGAUCUCAUGACAGAUUCUUCGCGAUUAUCAACACCCCUGAAUCUAGAGAUUCGUAAUGAAGGAAAAGAUGAACAGGAAAAUGAAGUUGUGUCCGAGAUUAUCCGUACCAUCGACCAGGCGUCAAAUCCGGGAGUCAUUGUUGAUGCCUUGGUUCAGCGUCAUGCCUUGGUGGAUGAAACGAAGGAACUGAUUGACGCUAUUAAUGCUCCUGUCUAUAUUACUCCAAUGGGAAAAUCCAUUAUCAAUGAAUCCGAUCCUCGUUUCGCCGGGCUAUAUGCGGGUAUUGUUUCAAAUUCGAACACGAAAUUACAGGCGGAAUCCCACGAUGCCAUUUUGCACAUUGGCAACUUUCCUAUCUCUGGGAACACCGGCGGAUUCUCCACAGAUCUUCCAGAAGAUAAAUUAAUAAAACUCCACCCCAGCUAUUGCUCAGUUGGAAGUAAAGUGUGGAAAGAUCUUGACUUCAGGCCAGUGGUUAAGAAGCUCCUCCAGAAGUUAAAAAAUGAGCCUUUGAAACGCAGAGCAGACCCCCUUCCUAAGCUGCAAGAAGCCCCUGAGGGUGCUCAAGUCGACGACUCUUGUACUGAUGCUCUUGACCAUAGGCGCUUCUGGGGCCGACUAAGCAAAUAUCUGCAGCCCGAUGAUUUUGUUAUCGCCGAAGUAGGCACCGCGCAGUUCGGUUCCUUGGAUUUAAAGCUUCCAGAUAACUGCAAGUAUUAUAGUCAGCUUUAUUACAGCUGCAUUGGUUUCACUGUCCCGGCACUUCUUGGCACCCUUCUGGCACGGAAGGAAAUGGGCGCUAAAGGACGUGUGAUUUUACUUGUGGGAGAUGGUAGCCUUCAAAUGACGGUGCAAGAGUUUGGAACGAUUGUACGCGAGGGCCUGACGCCGACUUUAUUUGUGAUUAACAAUGCCGGGUACUCUAUCGAGCGCCUAAUUCACGGCCCCAUGCAACAAUAUAACGACAUCUCCACCCAGUGGAAUUACCAGAAAAUGUUGACAUUUUUUGGGGCCCCGGAGGCUCCCAAUUAUGUGGCAAGAACAUAUGCAGAGCUGGCGACAGUUUUAACCGAUGAGCAAUUCAAAAAAGGCGAUCGAAUUCAACUCUUGGAAGUGUUCUUUGACAUGCUUGACUCGCCAUGGAACCUUACUGCUUUGUUGGAGUUGAAGGAGAAGAGGCUGCAGGCAGCUGCAGAGCCUGCGACAGCAAAAGAGAACUGA